GCUCUGGGGCGGGCCAAAUACUUCUGGUCACCAAAACUUUUCACAUCUGUAGUAAAGUUGACCAAGAGGCUACUGCUUACUAUCAGGAGGGGAAAUAAAAACAAGAGCUUCGCACAUUGUGUACUAUUCCACUUUGGGUGUUUUUUUUAAUGGUUAUAUUAGCGCGGAAACGUAUGGAGUUCUGUUAAAAUCCACAUUAAGGACCCGGAUUUAUAUUUUGGAAACACCCAACUGGUAUCGACAAAACAUUAACGUUGCUGUGAAGAUGGGACGUUUCCUGCUCUGAGCAAGGCUUAUUUCAUGAAUUUGGGGUGGAACAUUUCAAGUAUGGCGCUUGAAUCUCAAUCCCUGACCCAGAAAGCUCAUUCUAAGGAUGAAGGCUUUGUAGCACCAACGGUUACAAUAAAUACUCCAAAGAAAUCAUUUGGUCAGUGUGCCGUCUCCGUGGAGAACCAGCUGACCAUGGGUCCCCUCACUACACCUAAAAAGGGAAUGGAAGUACGUUCUGUUGACCCCUGGACGCCCACCUCCAACCUGAAAAUGCUCAUCAGUGCUGCUAGUCCUGAAAUCAGGAACCGAGAGAAGGAGCUGUGCGUUGACAACGACGGGCGGGAAGGUCUUGAUCCUUCACAGGAAUCGGAAAAUGGAGACUGGAAAAUGAUCAGCAGGAAAGAGAAGAGCCUGGGUUUGCUCUGUCACAAAUUUCUCGCCCGAUACCCGGAUCACCCCAACCCUACCCUCAACAACGACAUCUGCCUGGACGAUGUGGCUACUGAGCUCAGUGUAGAACGGCGGCGCAUCUACGACAUCAUGAACGUGCUGGAGAGUCUGCACAUGGUGAGCCGCUCGGCCAAGAACCGCUACACGUGGCACGGCCGGACCAAACUGGCCCAGACUCUGGCCGUUCUGAAGCAGGUGGGCGAGGAGCAAAGGUACGGCCAGCAGAUGCUGCACAUCCGGCAGCGUCUCCGGGACAAGGAGUUUGACUUUGACGGGGAGGAGAAAGAGAACGAGGAGGUGGUGCAGCUUGAGAGCGGGGAGCAGGGACAGAAGGAGCUCUUCUUUGUGGAGCUUCCAGGAGUAGAGUUCAAAGCAGCCUCUGUGAACAGUAGGAAGGAUAAAUCUCUGAGGGUGAUGAGCCAGAAGUUUGUCAUGCUCUUCCUGGUGUCUAAUCCUCGUGUGGUCAGUUUGGACGUGGCCGCCAAGAUCCUGAUCGGAGAGGACCAGUGCGUGGAUCAAGACAAGAACAAGUUCAAGACCAAAGUACGUCGGCUGUACGACAUAGCUAAUGUGCUGCGGAGCCUGAAGCUCAUUGAGAAAGUCCAUGUGACCGAAGAGAGGGGGAGGAAGCCCGCCUUUGAAUGGGUCGGCCCAGAAGAAUUCCCACAAGUUGAAGAUUUGGAGAGCUCCACAUCCGAAUGCGCAACCAAGAAAAAAAGUGUACUGGAGCCCCGUGCUCUAGAAAACUGUGCCAAAAACCUGUUCUCAUCUCCCGGAGCCAAACGUGGCUUCACCCGACACCCCUCACUCAUAAAGCUGGCCAAGAGCAUUCAGGACGACCGCAGAAAGAUCAACUCCGCCCCCAACAGUCCUUUCAAAGGCGCCUUCAGUGAUUUAUCAAACACUGAACUCCCAAACAAAAUGGCCCAACUUGCUGCUAUUUGUCAGAUUGAGCUCAACCAGGAGUCAUCGACUGGAGCUGAUGAUCCAAAGCCUUUUGCUGCCGAGGCAUUCCCUGCUGCUGUGAGGCUGGACCCCUCCUCUGUUUCAAUGGAGCCGCCUCAGGCACCGUUUCAAACUCCAACCCAGGAGACUACAGUCAACACUACCGUCCACCUCACCCCCCACACGCCUCUGACAGCCCUAUCCACAGGCUCCCUCGCCUACAUCCAAGCGCAGUGUUCCCCCCUCAUCCCCGUCCUGUUGCCCCAGCAGCGCGGGGGCAUGCCAUACGCUGUGUACCUGCACUCUUCGUCACCGAGGCCCAACCCUCUGGUCCGGCCGCAGCCCACCAGCCUGGCCGUGCGCUCCAUGACCUUUGAGGAUAAAACAGGGCAGAGUCCGACGGGCCAGGGCACCGCUAAGAGUCUGCCGGCCUUCAGGGCGUCAGACGUCAGCCCCUUAGUGCUCAAACGGCUGCGCUCAGAUUCAGCCUCAGACGGCAGCCCAUCCAAAGCCAGGAGGACAGACCCCAACUUUAAGGACACGUCUCCAAAGCUGUGUGAGAUCCUGCAGGCCCGUCUGAAGGCCCGGCGCGGCACUCAGCCUUUAAACCGGCCCUCGCCUCGCGCCCUCCACCUUGACCCGGAGUUUGUCAACACCCCCGGUGGUGCUGUAGCCAAUCAGACACUAGAACAAAGCUUGGAGACCUUCCUGGACAAAGAGGACAGGACAGCAUACUCAGACAGCGAGGCGGGGUUAACACCAGUCAGGGUCGUACCCUUAACGCCGGGACAGCUCCACACAGAGACUUUAAUACCGGCCGGAUACCUGAUCCCAAUCUCCCAGCAGUCCCUCAUCAGCUACAGGGAAGCCCAAGAUGCAGGGAGAGAAAGCAACAAGGCCUUAACUCCCGCUUACAUCUACCAAACACCCACUGCAGGCUCCAGACAGGCCCUAGCCCAGGAGACGACCCCCACCAGCCUCCGUCUUCACAAACCAGCCGCCGCCUCGCCGCUCACCACCCAGCAGGCGCACCGCCUCCACAGCCCCAGCCCCGCCAUCCUCAACUUCACCCUGCAGAACCUGGGCCUGAUCUCAGGGUCCAGCCCCUUUGCGGCCCCCCAGACCCCAGAGGGUGUCAGCAGCAUGGCCAGCCCUCUGGCUCUGCAGCAGAGAGGCAUGGUGUUCAUCAAACCUGUGUCCCCUGUGCCGGUGCAGCAGUCUCUGUCAGGGCAGCCCAUGACCCUGUUCAGUCUACAACAGCCCCUGAUGACCACCCCCAAAGGGACGGCUCUCCCCCAGCACAGCUUCUUCCACACGCCGGUCCACCUCUCCCCUCUGGCUGCCAUGGUAACCCCAGGUGGACAACUGGCCCCCAACACAGUUUACAUCCCUCAGAGGAAGCUGGACGUUGCCACUGAGGAGUCCUGAGAGCCCAGACUGAAACCCUCUGACGAGUGUGUACUUUGAGUGUGUGUAUGGGUGGUGUUUGUGUUGGGUGACCUUUUAUCUUCUGUCUGGUUAGCAUUUCACAGUAUUCAUUACCUCCGAACAUUUCACAGCAGCCUUACUGUUUUCAUUUUUGAAACAAAGUUCACCAGAAACUCAUGAACAUUAUUGUCAUUCUGGUCAAAACAGUUUUGCCCCAACUUUAUUCUGCAUAACUUGAUAGAGAUUGAAUUUUCUUGUUUUUUUUUGUUUGUUUAUUUGAGUUAUUUCUCCUAAAGUUGGUGAUGUGAACACCAAUUCCUUUUCUUCAAAUUACCAAGAGUAGUACAAAAAUAAUCAAUGCUAUAAAGGGCAACACACUUAAGUCAGAUGGACGUUUGACUGAAAGACAAGUAUGAUUAGGAACCAUUGUUUUAUGAUCAUUUUGUCUCUAAGUGAAACCUAAUGCAAAGACUUUUGCACAUAUGUACAUGUUACCCCUGGUAAGAAUAUGAGAGAUUGUAAGACUAAUCAGACUUCUUCAAAAGUUUAAUUUAUAAGGAAAUUACCUUCUGUAUCUGUUGUCUUGUUAAAUGUUAAAAUGUUAAUUGAAUUUUAAUACAUUUUUCUAUGAACAUCA
Trematomus bernacchii (emerald rockcod) is the source of this 3730-nucleotide messenger RNA. It is a transcript of the gene e2f8, whose product is annotated as E2F transcription factor 8. The coding region runs from base 301 to 3093 and encodes 930 amino acids. The transcript has 14 exons. Gene Ontology annotation, molecular function: RNA polymerase II cis-regulatory region sequence-specific DNA binding; DNA-binding transcription factor activity, RNA polymerase II-specific. Gene Ontology annotation, biological process: regulation of transcription by RNA polymerase II. The record is from RefSeq and is a predicted model, not a curated record. Gene Ontology annotation, cellular component: RNA polymerase II transcription regulator complex. Lineage: Eukaryota; Metazoa; Chordata; Actinopteri; Perciformes; Nototheniidae.